Molecule: messenger RNA, 2721 nt
Organism: Colletotrichum siamense
Lineage: Eukaryota; Fungi; Ascomycota; Sordariomycetes; Glomerellales; Glomerellaceae
Gene: vpr-19
Product: Minor extracellular protease vpr
Exons: 12
Coding region: 1-2721 (906 amino acids)
Biological process (GO): proteolysis
Cellular component (GO): cytosol; cell wall; membrane
Molecular function (GO): serine-type endopeptidase activity; tripeptidyl-peptidase activity
Source: RefSeq, a predicted model, not a curated record
AUGCGAUUUGAUCUCCCGAUUUGGGCAGCGGCCCUGGGGCUAACCGACGCGCUUGCUUCCCCCGGUACCGGGCGCAGAAGAGAUGAGAACGAAAGUGCCGCUCUCUCUGGAACCAAGAAGUUUAUUGUUGAAGUCGAACAAGGCGCGCAACUCACCGACCUAUCGCGGAAGAUCGAAGCCACGGGCGCGACAGUCCUCAAAUCCUUUAACAGCGAGAUUUUCUCCGGUUUGAGCGUCGAGUCGGGCAGUGACAAUUUGGAUACACUGCAGAGCCUUCGAGAAGUCUCGCAAGCAUGGCCGGUCAAGACAUACAAGCUCGCACCUCUCACGCCGCAGGCUUCUUUCAGCGACGAUGCGACAGCCCAGAACUGGUCCAUACACUACUCUACUGGGGUUGACAAACUUCAUGAAGCAGGUGUCUUUGGUAAGGGUGCUAAGGUUGCUGUCAUUGACUCAGGCGUCGACUAUCGUCACCCAGCUCUUGGUGGUGGGUUUGGUCCUGGAUUCAAGGUCUCUGGAGGAUAUGAUCUAGUCGGAGAAGAUUACGAUGGUUCCAACGAGAAAGUCCCUGACGAUGACCCACUCGACUCAUUGGGCCACGGCACACACGUUGCUGGGAUUAUUGCUGGAAAGAGCGAGUUCUACUCAGGGGUUGCUCCUGAAGCCGAAAUCUUCGCCUUCAAAGUCUUUGGUGCUUUCGAGGGUACCGAUGAAGAUACGCUUAUUGAUGCAACCAUCAUGGCCUAUGAGGCAGGUGCAGAUAUCAUCACUGCAAGUAUCGGGCGCGCAGCUGGUUUCUCAGAUGGUCCCUGGGCAACUGUGGCAUCCAGAAUCGUAGAUCAAGGCGUCGUUGUCACCAUCGCCGCCGGCAACGAUGGCGAUGAAGGCCCAUUCUACGCGAGCAGCGGUUCGUCAGGAAAAGAGGUCCUAGCCGUUGCCUCCGUUGACACGAGCCGAGUACCCGCCACGCCGUGGCACGCAACCUUCAGCGCAGAGGGUGUCUCUAAUACGACACAGCUGGCUUAUAUCCCACCCGUCAACAGACCACUGUGGAACGUUACCGGUCUACCCAUUGUGCCCCUGUCCUUCGACACCAAGGCAUCAGCUGAAGCUUGUAACUCACUGCCAGAGACAACGCCAGAUCUCUCCAACGUUAUUGUCCUCGUCAGACGAGGAGGCUGCACUCAGUAUGUGAAGCAGACGAACGUUGAGAAGUUCGGCGCAAAGUACAUGCUCAUCUACAACGACGACUACCGACCAUUUGAGCUGGUCGCUAACUCCGCAUACAAAUCACAAAUGGCCCUCAUUGACGCCAAAGCCGGUGCGGCGAUCAUCGAAACAGUCAAGGCAGGCGGCAACGUGACUGCAGACUUCACCAACCCUGCAGAUCCCAACUGGGCAGUUGGUUUCUUCGACGCGGCCGGUGGGAUCCCUUCACAGUAUUCCAGCUGGGGCGGCACCUACGAGCUGGAGAUAAAACCCGAUAUUGCCGCUCCUGGUGCCAGCAUCUACAGCACCUAUCUCGACAAGACAUGGAAGGUCCUUUCGGGUACGAGUAUGGCUACACCCUACGUUGCAGGCGUCGCUGCGCUCUACAUAGGCAAGCAUGGGGGCCGCUCAGUACAUGGCAAGGGAUUUGCCAAGGAUCUCUCAAGGCGCAUUAUCUCCUGUGGGGAGUCUCUUCCGUGGCAAGCCAUUGAGCCUCAAGCAUUACCAACCGACUUUGGCUUUUUCGCACCCGUCGCGCAAGUUGGCACUGGCCUCAUCAAUGCCACGAAGUUGUUGGAGUCAAGGACUUCGCUCUCGUUUGAGAAGAUGGCACUCAAUGAUACAAGAACAUUCACAGGCAGUCAUAAGGUUGACAUCACUAACAAUGGCGAUGACGCUGUGGGCUAUACAUUCGCUGUGGAACCAGCAGGAGGGUUCAAUGCACAAGGCAGGAAUGCUCAGAUGCUUGCAGAUGUGCUUGACGUCAAGCCUAUUGAGCUUGUUCCCGAAGUUGCACUACCCACUGAUCCUUUCAUUGUCAAUCCUGGAGAGACAAGAACAGCUGAAUUCAGCUUCAAAUAUCCCCAAGUUGACGACGAGUCCAAAUUGCCUAUUUACAGUGGCAAGGUCAUCAUAUCUAGCGGAAACGGAGACGCUCUCUCAGUUCCGUAUCUUGGUGCCGCAUUUGACCUCAAAGCUCAAAUGACCGAGAAAAUGUUCCCAGAUGGCUAUCCUUUGCAAAGAUCCGGCCCCAGCAGCCUGGGUAUUGAGGCGUAUCAUACUUACGCAUUCAACACCAGCCGGGCUGCUCAGGACUUUCCAAAGGUUCACGUUCAGUUCAAGUGGGGAACAAAGGAGCUGCGUUGGGAUAUAUUUGAUGAUACAUAUGAAGAGAGUCAAUGGAAGUAUCCGCCGGUGGUAGGCCAGGAUGGGUACAUUGGCUCCGCCACAUACUCGACAUACUCCGUUGGUGCGAGCACUUUUGAUCCAGCGACGAUGGACAGGGACAAGGUGCUGCCCUUCCCCAUCCGGGGAAUCGAGCGCACCACGUCAUGGAGUGAGUUGACUGAUCGCUUCUGGUGGCUUGGAAAGUUGGCAAAUGGCAGCUACAUUGCUGCAGGAAACUACACCAUGCGCUUUGCAACUCUCCUCCCCUUUAGUGAACCUUCGGAGUCGGGUAGCUGGGAUAUCUGGAAGACACCCCAAAUCACCAUUUUGCCUUAUGCACCAUGA